This is a messenger RNA of Monomorium pharaonis (pharaoh ant), 2923 nucleotides long. RefSeq names its product variant-silencing SET domain-containing protein-like. The transcript has 4 exons. The coding region runs from base 803 to 2455 and encodes 550 amino acids. The record is from RefSeq and is a predicted model, not a curated record. NCBI's taxonomy places the organism in Eukaryota, Metazoa, Arthropoda, Insecta, Hymenoptera, Formicidae.
UCAGAUUGAUGUUUUAGACUAUUAGAGUUUAGACUAUUAUUAUCACUCGUCUGUAUCUAUCUCUAUCUAUCACUUAUAUUUGUGUAACACACUGAGGGAUUCCAAAAAAUAUAAUCGUCGUAAGUAACGUACGUAAUGCUGUUUCUUAAGAUUAUGAGUAACACGCAAUCCUUCACUGACAAUGCAACACUCAAUCCUUCUUUAUUAACAAGCCGAUGUACUAUUACGUUGUUUGUUGCCGCGCAGUUAAACGUUACCGUGUCAUGUGCAUAGACGUCGGAUACAGGCAAUAGACCAAUCACAGCGACCGAAGUGUAAGCUAGUGUAGAGGGUGUGUUCUGUUUCACACAUGAUAUGCAUGUUGCAUCAUGCGUGAAACGGAACGCAUCCUAGCACUCUCUACACUAGCUUACACUUCUAGUCCUUCGGAUUUCGGUCGCUGUGUGAUUGGUCUAUUGCUGUAUCCGACGUCUAUGCACACGACACGGUAACGUUUAACUGCGCGGCAACAAACAACGUAAUAGUACAUCGGCUUGUUAAUAAAGAAGGAUUGAGUGUUGCGUUGUCAGUGAAGGAUUGCGUCUUACUCAUAAUCUUAAGAAACAGCAUUACGUACGUUACUUACGACGAUUAUAUUUUUUGGAAUCCCUCAGUGUGUUACACAAAUAUAAGUGAUAGAUAGAGAUAGAUACAGACGAGUGAUAAUAAUAGUCUAAACUCUAAAACAUCAAUCUGACAAAUUUCGCCAAUAAACAAACAAUAAACAACAGAGAUUUAUAUAUUGUAAUUUAUCAACAACACAAUGUCGAAAAGAAAAAGAGGAUCUUAUAAAAAAUAUCUGACAGACGAUUCUGAAGAAAUUCCUGUAACAACAAAAUAUUCUCGUCUAUUAAGUGCAAAAAAAGGGAAAAUAGGAAAACAGAUGGAUCAAGAAUGUGAUCAUGAACAAAAUGAUGUUAUUAUCCAAGAACAUUCUUUCCAAGAAUCUUUCGAAAAAGAAAAUCUGAAUCACCAUUAUUCUGGACUUAACAAUGAAAAUAAUAAGUCUAAAGAAGAUGAAAAUGAACAAGAUUAUCAAUCUGAAAAUGAAUCUGAAAAUAAUGAUUGUUUUGAUAAUAAAAAUGACAAUAAUGAAAUGUAUUAUUUUGACGAUAAUGGAGAGCUUUAUGAAGAUGAUAAUAGUUCUGAUAGUGAAGAAAGUGAGAACCAUGAUGAAUAUCAAGAAUACUCACAAGAACCUACACGAUUGUCUAUAUAUGAAGGAUGUGAUUUAAGUAAAGAAGAAAGUCAAUUGAUGAUAAUGAGUAUGGCAAUUCAAAACAAAUUGACUGAUUCUGCAUUACAAGCUUUACUUCAAAUUAUUGAUUCUCAUUUGCCUUAUAGGGUAUAUUCCUCAAAGUAUCAUUUUCUACAAUUUUUUCCAAAGGUAGUUUUCUGUAAAUAUUAUUUUUGUCCAACGUGCUUUAUUAUAUUGACAUUUCAUUGUGAUACUAUUACUGAAUGUAAUAACUGUCGAAAACGUUAUGAACAAAACCAAUUACAAAGAAAUUUUAACUAUUUUUAUCAUUUUUCAUUGAAGUCGCAGUUGAUCGAGUUAUUAAAAACUAAAUUAUUUACACAAUUUAGAAAAAAUAGUCUCAUUGAAAGUGAUAUUGUAGAUGGAAAACUUUAUCGUAAGUUAAAAGAACAAAAAGUUAUAUGUGAUAACGAUAUUACUAUUCAGUGGAACACAGAUGGUGUAGAAAUAUUUAAUUCGUCCACAUACACUAUAUGGCCGAUUCAAGUAUGUAUAAAUGAAUUACCAUAUCGAGUUAGAAGAGAUAACAUUUUGCUUUGUGGAUUAUGGUUUUAUAACCAUAAACCACCAAUGGAUUUGUUUCUUCGUCCAUUCAUAGACGAACUUUUAGAAUUAGAAACAAAUGGAUUCUGGUGUGUUCCAUAUAAACACAAGGAACCCAUACUCGUAAAAGUUUAUACACUUCUUGUAGCUGUAGAUACAAUAGCUAGACCACUUAUUCAAAACAUGAAGCAAUUUAAUGGUGCAUAUGGAUGUUCAUAUUGUUUCCAUAAAGGAGAACAAACUUUAAUUGGAAGAGGUCAAACACGUAUAUAUUCUGGUAAUAAAAGCAUGUUACGAAACAUAAAGCAACAUUAUAAACAUAUUGAAAGAGCUAAUAAUGAAGGAAGACCAGUAAAAGGUGUUAAAGGUCCUUCAGUAGUAAUGCUUUUAAGUACAUGUCAUAUUAUUCAUUCUUUUCCACCAGAAUAUAUGCAUUCAGUUUUAUUAGGCGUGACAAAAUUAUUUGGAAGUCAAACAUUGUGGUUUGACUCAGUUAAUAAUAAUAAAGAUUGGUACUUAGGCUUAAAAGUUACUGAAUUCAAUAAUAAAUUACUAGCUAUACGACCUCCUUGUGAAAUUACAAGAACGCCACAAUCUGUGAAAAAUACAAAAUAGAAAGCAAACGAAUGGAAAUCUUUCUUAUUGUAUUAUUCGCUUAUUUGCUUGAAUGAUAUAAUGCCACGAAAAUAUAUUAAACAUUGGUUACUAUUUGUAUAUAGCAUUUAUAUUUUUUCCAAAACAAAAUUUACAGAUAACGAGUUUGAUAAAGCGAAAAUAGCACUUUAUGAAUUUGUUUUAAAUGUCGAGUUACUCUAUGGAAAAGAAUAUAUGAAAUAUAACUUACAUAUGAUGCUUCAUUUGCCAGAUUAUGUGAAAAAAUACGGUGCCGUAUGGGCAUGGUCAGCAUUUCCGUUUGAACACUUUAAUGGUAUAAUAGCAAAGAUGUUUCAUGGAAGUCAAUGUAUACCACUACAAAUUUGUACAAUUUAUUCCAGAAUAAGAUAUAUUAAACAAAAUUCAGAUAUCUUUAGUAGGUCUAAUUGUAGUAGACAAGGAAAGAAAGUGUUUCAAUAUAUAAUGAAA